Molecule: messenger RNA, 1813 nt
Organism: Sorex araneus (European shrew)
Lineage: Eukaryota; Metazoa; Chordata; Mammalia; Eulipotyphla; Soricidae
Gene: CNDP1
Product: carnosine dipeptidase 1
Exons: 11
Coding region: 19-1521 (500 amino acids)
Biological process (GO): proteolysis
Cellular component (GO): cytosol
Molecular function (GO): dipeptidase activity
Source: RefSeq, a predicted model, not a curated record
CCGCCUGGCUCUGCGCGAAUGGACGGUCCCGCGCUGUCCCCGGCCGCGGGGCUGCUGGCGCAGGUCAGCCAGUACAUUGACCGGCAGCAGGAGGCGUUCGUGCAGACCCUGCGGGAGUGGGUGGCCGUGGAGAGCGACUCGGUGCAGCCCGUGCCCCGGCUGCGGCGGGAGGUGACGCGGAUGAUGGAGCUGGCGGCAGAGCACCUGCGGCGCCUGGGGGCCGGCGUGGAGCUGGUGGACGUGGGCACCCAGCAGCUGCCCGGUGGCCAGAGCCUCCCGCUGCCGCCCAUCAUCCUGGCAGCGCUGGGCACAGACCCCGAGAAGGCCACCGUCUGCUUCUACGGACACCUGGACGUGCAGCCGGCCAGCCGGGAGGACGGGUGGCUCACGGCCCCCUACUCACUCACCGAGGUGGACGGCAAGCUGUAUGGGCGCGGGGCCACGGACAACAAAGGCCCGGUGCUGGCCUGGCUGAACGCUGUGAGCGCCUUCGGGGCCCUGGGCCAGGACCUCCCCGUGAACGUCAAGGUCAUCCUGGAAGGGAUGGAGGAGGCGGGCUCCGUGGGCCUGGAGGACGUGGUGCGGCGGGAGCGGCACGGCUUCUUCGCCAGCGUGGACUACAUUGUGGUCUCCGACAACCUCUGGCUCAGCCGCACCAAGCCGGCGCUGACCUACGGGACGCGGGGGAACAGCUACUUCACAGUGGAGGUGAAGUGCCGAGACCAGGACUUCCACUCCGGGACCUUCGGCGGCAUCCUGCACGAGCCCAUGGCUGACCUGGUGGCCCUCCUGGGGAGCCUGGUGGACCCCUCGGGCCGCAUCCUCGUGCCCGGGAUCUACAGCCACGUGGCUCCGCCGACGGAGGAGGAGCGGCGGCUGGACGCGGCCGUGGAGCUGGACCUGGGCGAGUUCUGCCGCAGCAGCGGGGUGGCGCGCCUCCUGUUCCGCUCCAAGGAGGACGUCCUGCUGCACCUGUGGAGGCGCCCCGCCCUCUCCAUCCACGGCGUCCAGGGCGCCUUCCACGAGCCGGGCGCCAAGACCGUCAUCCCCGGCCGAGUCACCGGCAAGUUCUCCAUCCGGCUGGUCCCCAACAUGGACGCGGCCGUCGUGGAGAAGCAGGUGAGGCAGUACCUGGAGUCCGUCUUCUCCCAGAGGAACAGCCCCAACCAGCUGACCGUCUCCAUGGUGCUGGGCCUGCAGCCGUGGGUCGCUGAUAUCCAGGACGGCCAGUACCUCGCAGCAAGGAGAGCUAUUCGCACAGUGUUCGGGACGGAGCCGGACAUGACCCGGGACGGCUCCACCAUCCCCAUCGCCAAGACCUUCCAGGACCUCCUGCAGAAGAGCGUGAUGAUGCUGCCCCUGGGGGCUGUGGACGACGGGGAGCACUCCCAGACCGAGAAGAUCAACCGGCGGAACUACAUAGAGGGCUCCAAGCUAUUUGCCGCCUUUUUCCUGGAGCUGGCUAAGCUGCAUGCAGACCGGGGACGGCCCGUCUCCCCUGCCCAGGGCAGGACCCCCUAGGGCAGCGCUCGGCCGGGCAAGUAAUGGUUCCACCCGUUUGAUUGUCUCAGCCCGUCAGUCCAGGCUGGGGAGAGCAUCCUGCCUGCAGAGCUCACACUGCGUGUCCCGCCUGCCUGCCGACUGCUCUCGGCCACCCCGCGAUGAAUGAGGCAGCCCCCUGCCUGGCUGCGCAGUGCUCAGAGCCCCCAGGGUCAGCACACCCCCCUGCCUGGCUGCCCAGUGCUCAGAGCCCCCAGGGUCAGCACACCCCCCUGCCUGGCUGCCCAGUGCUCAGAGCCCCCAGGGUCAGCAC